AAUAUUCCAAGAUAGUUGGAGUACAAUUCUUAUCAGUAUUACAUAUUAUACCCACGCUAUACACUCGUGUAUAUUAUUUCACAGGAUAACCAAGCUAAAUAAGGUUUUAGUGCUUUUUAAAAAUGAGUUUAAGCGAUGUGCAUUCUGUUGCAAACGGUGCGUACGAAUUGUCCAUUAUUACCAAAGACUCCCUGGCUGAUGCCUUGGCCGUAAUUCAACAGGCAUUCUUUGUCGAUGAAAAUGUUUCCAUUGCGACAAGAGUCGCGGAAAACUCGCAGGCCAUCGAAGAGCUCACCGAGUUGUGCAUAAGAGCAGCAAAUGAUGGUGUAUCUUUAGUCGCUAUCGAAAAAGCCUCAGGUAAAGCAGUGGCCGCCUGUUUCAACAAGAUCCAAGUCUUACCUGGUGAAAACGAAGAAAACUACUUCGAACAGUUCGAAGCCAAGUGUAAAAAUCCGUCCUCAAGAGGCCUAAUGCGCUACAUGAUCGAAAUGGAGAAACAGUACGAUGUCUUUACUGAAAAGCAGAUCAAAUGCGGGCUGGAGAUCAUGUUUAUCGCCACGCUGCGCGAACACCGCGGACACCACCUGGGUUCAGAAAUGUGGCAGUUCUCCAUGGACAUCGCAAAUCGUAUAAAACAUGGCAAAAUGGCGGUUCCUUUAGAGGGCAGUCCACGACCAGAAUGCGUAAUGGCAUUAGCUACAUCCAACGCAACAGCCAAAAUUGGCGAAAAAUUUGGAUUCCAAGUCCUACUGGAAGUGCCAUUUGAUCAAUUCACAUUUGAAGGGAAACCUUUCUCGGAACGCAUCGGUCCCGAAACCAAAUCCUCAAAAUUGAUAUUUAAGGAAGUGCUAUAAAUUACUCACUCGUCCACUUGAAAUAAUUAUCUUGUCCCCUAUGUGAUAUUUAAAGAUUGUACCAAAUAAAAUUGCAAUCAUAACUUGCCUCACCUCAAACAAAA
Messenger RNA from Dalotia coriaria, 958 nucleotides. RefSeq lists its product as uncharacterized. Gene Ontology annotation, molecular function: N-acetyltransferase activity. The transcript has 2 exons. The record is from RefSeq and is a predicted model, not a curated record. Lineage: Eukaryota; Metazoa; Arthropoda; Insecta; Coleoptera; Staphylinidae. Bases 123 to 854 code for a protein of 243 amino acids.